This is a messenger RNA of Abrus precatorius (Indian licorice), 4686 nucleotides long. Its product is annotated as formin-like protein 13. NCBI's taxonomy places the organism in Eukaryota, Viridiplantae, Streptophyta, Magnoliopsida, Fabales, Fabaceae. The record is from RefSeq and is a predicted model, not a curated record. The transcript has 18 exons. The coding region runs from base 359 to 4015 and encodes 1218 amino acids.
CGUGGGGAGAUGCAUCCACGUCACCGACGUGUCACUGUGAGUCGGUUGGUAAUCUGAGCUGAAGUAACAUAAUUCAGCUACGAAACAAAACCAACGGACCCAUCACCCUCUCUCCUUUUCUUUUUCACAGAGAAACAGAAAUAUGAAAGAGGGAGAGAAAGAGAUGCAACGAUAAAUCCAAACUCGCUUUUCGUUCGUUCUCGCAUUUUCCCUCGAAACCGCUUCUUCGCGCGAUUUUCCUUCUUAAAGCGUAAGGAAGAUCGUUACGUGACGUUACGUUCCGUGGAACGUGAAUUUCUAGUUCGCAAUUUGAUCGCGCGCGAUAGGGUUCUCGUCUUGAAUCUGAAGCUUCGCGGACAUGGCUAUGCUCCGCAAAUUGUUCUUUCGCAAGCCACCUGAUGGCCUUCUCGAGAUCUGCGAGCGAGUUUACGUUUUUGAUUGCUGCUUCACGACGGAUGCUUGGGAUGAAGGGAAUUACAAAUUGUACAUGGAUGGGAUAGUAGGUCAACUUAGAGAGAACUUACCUGAUGCUUCAAUUCUGGUUUUUAAUUUCCGCGAGGAAAAUACCAAGAGUCAAAUGGCACAUAUAAUGUCUGAGUAUGAUAUUACUAUAAUGGACUAUCCUCGGCACUAUGAGGGUUGUCCUGUGCUCAAAAUGGAGCUCAUUCAUCACUUUUUGAGGUCUGGUGAAAGCUGGCUCUCGCUUGGGCAGCAUAAUGUGUUGUUGAUGCAUUGUGAACGUGGUGGUUGGCCUGUUUUGGCUUUCAUGUUGGCUGCAUUGUUGAUUUAUAGAAAGGUUUAUAGUGGGGAACAGAGGACUUUGGAUAUGGUUCACAGGCAGGCUCCGAGUGAGCUGUUGCAUUUGUUGGCGCCGUUGAAUCCGAUCCCUUCCCAACUGCGGUAUCUGCAGUAUGUUUCCAGGAGGAAUGUGGCCAUAGAUUGGCCUCCACUGGACAGGGCACUCAUGUUGGACUGCAUCAUUCUCAGAUUCUUUCCAAACUUUGAUGGGGAAGGUGGUUGUCAUCCCGUGUUUAGAAUUUAUGGACCGGAUCCUUUUAGUGCUGAUAAAAAUCCAAAAAAGUUGUAUUCAACUCCAAAGAGAAGCAAAAAUGUCCGGACUUAUAAGCAGGGAGAGUGUGAACUAAUUAAAAUUGACAUCAAUUGCCAUAUUCAAGGUGAUGUUGUGGUUGAGAGUAUUAACUUGAAUGGUGACAUAGAGCAUGAAAAGAUGAUGUUCCGAGUCAUGUUCAACACGGCUUUUGUUAGAUCUAAUAUUUUGAUGCUUAACCGGGACGAAAUUGACAUUUUAUGGGAUGCUAAAGAUCACUUUCCAAAAGAUUUUAGAGCUGAGAUCCUUUUCUCAGAGAUGGAUGCUGCUGCAGCAGUUAUGGCGGAAGGUACAUCGUGCUUUGAGGAGAAGGAGGGUCUGCCAAUGGAAGCAUUUGCUAAGGUUCAAGAGAUCUUUAGUCAUGUAGACUGGAUGAGCCCCAAGGCAGAUGCAGCACUAAAUGUUCUCCAGCAGAUAAGUGCUUCGGCUAUGAACGACAUGUUGGAUACAGUUUCUGAUCAGCAGAUGGAAACUGGUACUUUGCAUAAAACAGGUUCUAGAAUGCCUCAGGGGAAUAUGAAUGAAGCCAUGCAGUCUUUAUCCUCAACUAUGCAAUCCCUAGACAAUUAUAUGAGUAGAAAAGAGGAUAGGAACAACAAGGUUGAGGCUACUGCACAACAACCUAGUACGUCUGACUUCAUCUGUCAAGAGAUGUCCAGCUCUUCUGAAAGAACCUUGGAAUCCAGUAAAUGUCCAACUGAAUCUACAAAUCUUGGCAUAAAACUGCAGGCAUCUGAUCCUCUCUUAUCUCGUUCUGUUGAUUCUUCUCUUUCCCCUCAAACACCUCCUUUGCGGCCUCCCUCCACUAGGUGUGCUAAUAAAGUUCAUGAUUCUCCUCCUCACACAGAAUCACCACCUCACCUUUCGCCAUUGCAAUCAAGACACCAGUCACAAGAGAGAAGUCAUUCAUUUGUUUCUAGCCCUAUACCAGGGACCCAAUUGUCAUCUAGUUUUAGCAGUAAGUCACCAGCUGACAUCACUUCCCAUCCAUCAAUUUCAGCAACUACUUCAACUCAGCCAUCUCAUUCACUUUCUUCCAUAACACAUGCAAAUAAGAUUCUACCUAUUAGAACAAGACUACAGUCUUCACCUUCACAACCUCCACCACCUCCUACCCCUCCACUAAAGAAUCCCAAACUAGUUAGAGUUGGACCUCCUCCACCUCCACCACCUCCUCCAAAGAAGGAACUAAAUGUUAACGCUGGAUCCUUUACUCCUCCUUCAUCUCCCAUGAAUGAGGAGCCACAGGUUAGAGAUAGACACGCUCCUCCUGCUCCCCCUCCCCCUCCCCCACCCCCUCUUCUAAAAGAGGAGCAACCUGUUAGGUUUACGCCUCCACCACCUCCACCACCUCCUUGUCUUUCUGGAAAAGCUGCAGGUCCCACCAUAGUGCCAGCAGCAUCAGCACCACCACCACCAGCACCUCCACCACCACUUUCCUCAGGUCACUCUAGUUCUUCAUUGCUAAAGUCCACAUCUGCUCCUACAGCACCAGCUGCUCCACCUCCUCCAAUUCCCUUUGGUAAAGGAGGUCUCAAACCAGCCAAUGCUUUUCCAUUGUCUCUUUUUGGGGCUGGUGAUGGAAAUAACGUGUCAGGUACAACCGGACCUCAAUCUGGUUUAGCAACUGGCUCAAAGGGACGAAUUCUAUCACGUACAAUUAACUCUAAGAAUAACAGCAAAAAGUUGAAGCCAUUGCAUUGGUUGAAACUAUCUAGAGCUGUGCAAGGAAGUUUGUGGGCUGAGACACAGAAAUCUGGUGAAGCUUCCAAAGCCCCAGAGAUUGAUAUUUCAGAGCUUGAGAGUCUCUUCUCAGCAGCAGUCCCAAGUUCAGGUCCUGCCAAGAAGUUAAAUCUCCAAAGCUCGGUUGGGCCUAAAAAUGAUAAAGUGCAGCUGAUUGACCAUAGACGAGCAUAUAAUUGUGAAAUUAUGCUUUCAAAAGUGAAAGUGCCGUUGCAUGAUUUAAUGAGCUCAGUGCUAGCAUUGGAAGAGUCAGCACUAGACAUUGAUCAGGUUGAGAACCUCAUAAAGUUUUGUCCUACAAAAGAGGAGAUGGAAUUACUAAAGGGUUAUAAUGGGGAAAAGGAGAAGUUAGGGAGAUGUGAACAGUUCUUCACGGAGUUGAUGAAAGUACCACGAGUAGAAUCCAAGCUCAGAGUUUUUUCAUUCAAGAUUCAGUUCCACGCACAGGUUUCUGAACUUGGAAAUAGCUUGAAUGUCGUAAAUGCUGCUGCAGAAGAGAUCAGGAAUUCUGUCAAAUUAAAGAGAAUUAUGCAAACAAUACUUUCUUUAGGAAAUGCUUUGAACCAAGGAACUGCCAGAGGUUCUGCUAUUGGAUUCAGAUUGGAUAGCCUUCUUAAACUCACUGAGACGCGCGCAAGGAACAACAAGAUGACUCUCAUGCAUUAUCUUUGUAAGGUGCUAGUUGACAAGCUACCAGAAGUUUUAGACUUCUCCAAGGACCUUGGAAACCUAGAGCCAGCAGCAAAGAUCCAAUUGAAGUAUUUGGCCGAGGAGAUGCAAGCUAUAAACAAAGGAUUAGAGAAAGUGAUACAGGAACUAUCAACCUCGGAAAAUGAUGGACCUAUAUCAGAAACUUUCGGCAAAAAAUUGAAAGAGUUCCUCUGUUCUGCUGAAGCUGAAGUCCGUUCAUUGGCUUCACUAUAUUCUAGUGUGGGUAGGAAUGUGGAUGCGUUGAUUCUUUAUUUUGGUGAAGAUCCAUCCCGCUGCCCAUUUGAGCAAGUUGUAUCAACUCUACUCAACUUUACUAGAAUGUUUAACAAAGCCCAUGAAGAAAACUGCAAGCAGCACGAGCUUGAAAUGAAGAAAGCAGCAGAAAGUGAGAAAAAGAAGUGUGAAUCAGAAAGAAUAUUACCUACAGCUAUCCGGACUGGCAAUGUCAAAUAAGUGAUAAUUAGACCCUACUAGCUUGGAGAAUCAGUAUAUACUCUAGCAUGACUAGGAAUUUGACUGGACAAGAACGGGUCUGGUGUCUGGCGUUUUUGAGAAGCAUGUAUAGUGGCAUAAGUAGUAGUAGCUGACAUUGAGAACCCAAGCAAAUAACUCCGUUACACUGCAAAACUGGGAUGGUGGAGUUUGCACGAGUUGUGUUAUUUACCAGCCAACUUGUUUAUAUUUUCCACUUCCCUCUCCACUCCGAAACUGUAUGAUUGUAAGUAUUUCCAGGAAACCAGGGCAUUCGUUGUUAUUUUUUUAAAUAUUGCCCUUAGGCUUGGUUCUCUCCGCUAGCAACACUGAUUUCACAUCUUCAAUGCAAAGCUUGAUUCUUCUUGUAUAGCUUUUAUGAUUUUUUUUUUCCGGCUAUUUAAAUAUCUUAGGGGCUCCAAAAGCAAGGGAAAUAAAUUCUUCAAUAUCAUUGAAUGUGUACUACCCCAGCUGUAACAUUGCAAAUAUUGUUAAGGUUGGAAAUAGUGAUGACUCACAUAAUCAAGUUUGACAUAUAUUUAGUAGUACAAUACAAGAUUCUGAAACAUUCUAAUAGAAUUUCAGUUGAAGUGUUCCUUUGGUGUCGGUUACUACUUACUAGAGGAAAGAAAUUAUAUAUUAGUAACAUAUAA